Pseudoliparis swirei is the source of this 3635-nucleotide messenger RNA. It is a transcript of the gene tlk1a, whose product is annotated as tousled-like kinase 1a. Lineage: Eukaryota; Metazoa; Chordata; Actinopteri; Perciformes; Liparidae. The coding region runs from base 597 to 2849 and encodes 750 amino acids. Gene Ontology annotation, cellular component: nucleus. The transcript is spliced from 22 exons. The record is from RefSeq and is a predicted model, not a curated record. Gene Ontology annotation, biological process: peptidyl-serine phosphorylation; chromosome segregation; intracellular signal transduction. Gene Ontology annotation, molecular function: ATP binding; protein serine/threonine kinase activity.
AGACGUACAUGUGUUUUCCGCCUGCUCCCUUUUAGUCAUCGUGUGCAGGGCGAACAGGAAAUGGUGUAAAACCCACAGAGCAGAUCGUGGUGGCGAAACCAGCUCUUGCUAGCUAGCGUUCCACCAACGCGUCAGCUCCGGAGUCAGCGGAGCCGUUUGGCUAGCUGGGCACUUAGCACCGGAGACACGGGACCGUCGGGCUGCGACCAGGCUCGUGCAGCAACCUAAUGACAAAAACGUGCAUAACGGCGAUAAACCUAUACGUGAGCAAUACGGGAUAGUCGCUGUAAUCGGCGCAUCCUUCUUUGAGCACGUUGUCGUUAUCAGAGCGCACAGUAGUUAACUUACAGAUGGAUGUAAAAUGGAUUAGCAGCGUUAAAUGCACGGAGAAAAAUCGAGCUUUUUUUUGUUGUUGACGGUGAACGUUGUGCCACCGGUUAAGUUAGGUGUUAGCUAUCCUUUGUGUGAGACGUUAGACUGUGGCGUUUCUCUACCAACAGUAGAUAUAUGUAACGUUAACUUAACGCUACAUGUGAGUGUGACCAACGUGAAUCAUCACCCCAACUGCCUUGGAUCGGUCGAAGGUCUUUGACAGUAUGGCAGACCAUAAUUUAAGCGUUAGGUGUAGUUAUGCUAACGCCGCCGCCGUGUUGGAGGGCACCAUGGAGGAGCUGCACAGCCUGGACCCCCGCAGACAAGAGCUGCUGGAGGCACGCUUUAUGGGCGGGGUUGGCGGUAGCACAGGAGGCAGCACUGGCAGCACAAGUGCGGGAACCAAAGGAUUGACUAAUAAUGACUGUUCAAAUCAAAGUUUUGGAAGCCUUGGAUCCUCAAGCGACAAAGAAUCAGAGGGGUCAGAUGUGAAAAGAGGCAGUUCUCCCGCUUAUUCGACCCCAGAGAAGAAACAGUCAGAAACGGCCAGAGGCAGAAAAAGGAAACCUGAGCUCCAAUCAGAGAGCAGCCAAGGGAAAUCAAUUGUCCGAGGACCCAAAAUAAGUGAUUAUUUUGAUUUCCAGGGAGGAAAUGGGUCCAGUCCUGUGAGAGGUCCCCCACCAGUGAUUCGAUCGCCCCAGAACUCACAUUCCCACCCUGCUCAGGGUAUCGCUGCUAUACAAAAUAGCUCAUCUCCUACUAGUCAGUCUUUUGGGGACCACAUGGCACUUCCAAAGCAACUAGCAGAUAGAUGUGUUCAGACUGACCUCACAGUGUUGAAGUUGGCUGCCCUUGAAAGCACAAAGAACCUGGACCUCGAGAAGAAGGAGGGGAGAAUAGAUGACUUGCUACGGGCAAACUGCGAUCUCAGGAGACAGAUAGACGAACAACAAAAAUUACUUGAAAAGUACAAGGAACGCUUGAAUAAAUGCAUCACUAUGAGCAAGAAGUUGCUCAUCGAAAAGAGCACCCAGGAGAAGCAGGCCUGUCGGGAGAAAAGCAUGCAAGAUAGACUUCGGUUAGGUCAUUUCACGACAGUGAGGCAUGGAGCGUCAUUCACAGAACAGUGGACUGACGGCUAUGCCUUCCAAAACCUUGUGAAACAGCAAGAGGGCAUAAACCAACAGAGAGAGGACAUUGAGAGGCAGCGAAAACUUCUAGUUAAGAGGAAACCUCCAUCCUCUAGCAACUCCCAAGCACCAACCACAAACUCGGAGCCAAAGCAACGCAAAACCAAGGCCGUGAAUGGAUCCGAAAAUGACCCCUUUUUAAAACCCAGCCUACCUCAGCUGCUGACACUAGCGGAGUACCAUGAACAGGAAGAGAUCUUCAAACUGCGACUUGGACAUCUCAAGAAGGAAGAAGCUGAGAUCCAGGCAGAGCUGGAGCGUCUGGAGAGAGUGCGCAACCUUCACAUUCGGGAGCUGAAGAGAAUAAAUAAUGAAGACAGUUCACAAUUUAAAGAUCAUCCCACGUUGAAUGAACGAUAUCUGCUCCUACACCUUCUAGGAAGAGGGGGCUUUAGUGAAGUUUACAAGGCUUUUGACUUGACUGAGCAACGAUAUGCUGCUGUCAAAAUCCAUCAACUUAACAAGAACUGGAGAGAAGAGAAAAAGGAGAACUAUCACAAACAUGCAUGCCGAGAGUACAGAAUACACAAGGAGCUGGACCACCCCAGAAUCGUGAAACUUUAUGACUACUUCUCACUGGACACAGACACGUUUUGCACUGUCAUGGAGUACUGCGAAGGCAACGACUUGGAUUUUUACUUGAAACAGCAUAAGCUAAUGUCUGAGAAGGAGGCACGGUCUAUAGUCAUGCAGAUUGUGAACGCAUUAAGAUACCUGAACGAUAUCAAACCACCCAUCAUCCAUUACGACCUUAAGCCAGGCAAUAUCUUGUUGGUGGAUGGGACAGCCUGUGGGGAAAUCAAAAUCACUGACUUCGGUCUGUCAAAAAUCAUGGAUGAUGACAACUAUGGCGUGGAUGGGAUGGAUCUGACAUCUCAGGGUGCUGGGACCUAUUGGUACUUGCCUCCUGAAUGUUUUGUGGUUGGCAAAGAACCUCCAAAGAUCUCCAAUAAGGUGGACGUGUGGUCUGUCGGUGUUAUCUUUUUUCAGUGUCUGUUUGGCAGGAAGCCCUUUGGCCACAAUCAGUCACAGCAGGACAUCCUGCAGGAGAACACCAUACUGAAAGCUACAGAUGUCCAGUUCCCUGUCAAGCCUGUUUCCAGUAAUGAAGCAAAGGCCUUCAUAAGGCGGUGCUUGGCAUACAGGAAAGAGGACCGGAUCGACGUUCACCAGAUGGGAAGUGACCCGUACCUGCUCCCUCACAUGCGAAGGUCAAGCUCCUCGGGAACUCUGCAGAUAAAUGCUGCUGGCUCAGGACCGGCCUCCUCCAGUAUCAUCUCAUACUGACGGCAUCGUAACUGUGACGAAAAGACAAACUGGCUCUGUUGCUUCCAAACCCGGAGAGCUUCUCUGAGUGGGAGAAAAACUUGCGCCAGGCUGCUACUUGUUUACCAGGGCUUGAUCAGUGAGGGGAUGUUUUUAAAAGGACAUGGGUGAAAGGAUCUUUUCCGGGUCCGAUUAAAGCACUGAUACUGACGACGUACCUUGAAGAACAUGUGACUGGAUGCUCCGGUCAGAUGUUGCAAAUGGAAAAGGCUUAAAGGGCCGAAGGGACACUUGGCAGCCCACCGUUUAGAUUAAAUAACAUUGUCCUGCAAGGGUGCAAAUGAUUCAGCUGCUAGAAGUUAAUUUACUGGUGAGGAGGGGACGGUCGUCUUUAUGUAGAACUACAAAGAUUUCACGAAUGAUUUGGCUCAAUGUUUUGUUUAUCCACAAAUCUUAGGCUUUAAUUUGAGUUACUUAGCCAUGAGAAUGUAAUGUGUGGCAUCUAGUGACAUGUAGGUUGGGACAGCGUACUUACGUUUAAUGCACAAGUAACCAAAUGUAGAAACAUGACAAUGUAUAAACUCCUAUGCAGGAAUAUUAAUUAAUAGAUAAUUGGAAAAUGUAUAUGUUGUACAGGUGAAUUUAAAAACUGUAACAGCAAUGUGUACAAAAAGUUAGAAUUUCCCCAUGCAAACUAGUUUUUCAUUUUGCUGCUUUGUUGCUCUUAUUUUUUCAAGGGCUGUAUGUUCCACUUUGGGUACAAAUUGUACAGUUCUGCUAAGUGAAUAAUAAAUACCAGGAAAAGUU